This is a messenger RNA of Cryptomeria japonica (Japanese cedar), 753 nucleotides long. Its product is annotated as transcription factor MYB8-like. The transcript has 6 exons. The coding region runs from base 1 to 753 and encodes 250 amino acids. Lineage: Eukaryota; Viridiplantae; Streptophyta; Pinopsida; Cupressales; Cupressaceae. The record is from RefSeq and is a predicted model, not a curated record.
AUGGUGAGAGGUCCAUGUUGCAAUGGAAAGGAAGUAAAGAAGGGUCCAUGGAGCGAAGAAGAGGAUCAGAAACUUAUCGACUAUAUAAAUAAGAACGGCCAUGGUAAUUGGCAGAAGCUACCAAAGCAAGCAGGUUUAAUGAGAUGUGGAAAGAGUUGCAGACUUCGUUGGGCUAACUAUUUGCGACCUGAUAUAAAGCGGGGAAGUUUCUCUUCUGAAGAAGACCAAAUAAUACAGUUCCACCAUGCAAGGCUCGGAAACAAGUGGUCCGAAAUUGCAAAGCAAUUGCCAGGGCGGACCGACAAUCACAUUAAGAACCACUGGAACACGCAUGUGCGCAAACUUAUUGUCAACUCUAGCAUUGACUGUAAUAGCACUCUACAUGGGGAGAGAUCAAUAUGGAAUCCUGAGACUACACGACACAUUUUUCUCGACUGUAUUUUUUCUAGAGAGAUAUGUUUCUUGAUAAAUGUCGAGAGGGAAAAGUUGUUGCGUUUCCUCAAGGAUGGCCAUGCAACUAUGUUCAUUUAUGAGAUGAAAGAUGGAUUUGAAUGGGCUAGGAUUGCAGAAAAUCAUGUUGCCUUCGAUGAUGCACUAAAGAAGCUGAUCAAGGAACUCAAGGAUAGCAGAGGUCCCUACUUUGACAAGCUCGAGAUGUUUACUCAGAUCUUGGAUCGGAAGAAGGUGGUGUGGAUGGAAGGUCCACAAGGCUGGACCACGUGGUUGGAAAAUCAAGAUGAGAUUCUCCAAUAG